AUGAAUUUCUUCAACCCGUUUUCGCGACAAGGGGCUCAAUGGACGUUUGUAGGCCGUACAUCGUCAUUUCCAGAUGUAGACGAUGAUGCAGGCAACUUGGCAAAACAUCGCCUGUGUAACGGAAAAUCAAUACCAGGCUGCAAAGCAUUCCACAUACCGAAGGAAGACGUCUCUUCGUCAAAAGAAGUUCCCGUCGGCGAUGAUUCUACGUUGGAGGCACUUGUGAAUCAGGUGCUUGUAUUUCAAUACAAAGGCAAAUUCCAUGCAAUCGACCAUUCAUGUCCACAUAGCCAAUACCCUCUUUCAAAAGGGACACCGUUCGACAUUGAGGACUUUGGCGUUGUACUGAGCGCUGGAGUGUCGUGUCCCAACCAUGGUUGGUCCUUCGAUCUGUUCACUGGCAUGUCAGAUCGAGGGAACUACAGACUCCAGACCUGGGAGGUGGAGAUCAGGGAUAUAAAAGAAACGGAAUCCACUGAUACAAAAGAGAAGAGUGACUUGUCUACGGAUAAAGAAGUUUGGGUCAGGAGGAAGCAAAGGAUUGGCUGA
Molecule: messenger RNA, 549 nt
Organism: Fusarium fujikuroi IMI 58289
Lineage: Eukaryota; Fungi; Ascomycota; Sordariomycetes; Hypocreales; Nectriaceae
Exons: 2
Coding region: 1-549 (182 amino acids)
Molecular function (GO): 2 iron, 2 sulfur cluster binding
Source: RefSeq, a predicted model, not a curated record